AUACAUAUAUUAAUACAUAUAACAAUAAAAUUCAAGAUACAUUACGCGCCACACAGGAAGAGAAGAAACAUAAUCAAACACCUUAAGACAACACUAACAACAAUCUAAUCACGUACAAGUUUAGUUCGCUUCGAUCCAUCAUCGAUAAUACGAGGUCAAUUGUUUAACUCUUUUAUUUCCUUUAUUUUCUUUUUUGUAAUUUCUAUAAUUUAUUUUUGCAACGUUUUUGUAAUUAUAAUUGCCAUUUAAAGUCACACACACACACACACAACACGCACACUUACACGCACAUCCACACACACACACACGCACACACACACCUUUGAACAAAGCUGUUCAUUGGAAUUCGACGUGUUUUGGCGCUGUAAUGGACCCAAAUCAAGCAAAUAUGCAUUUUGUGGACUCCAUGGGGUAUUUGAGGCAGCUAAAUGAAAAUAUCGUUUUGGAGACUUUCGUAAAUAUUGAUAAAUUGCUGCCCGAUUGGAAGCCACGUUCAUUUGAAAUAAAUGUGGCCGUUUCUAUUAUACGUACCGACUUAUUGCCCUUCAUAUUCGAUUGGCCAUUGAUAAACGAACUGAUGGAGAAGGAGCAGACGAACGGUACCCGUUUGCUUCAAGAAAAGGUGAACGAUCUCGAGCUAUUGUAUAAAUUGUCCAAUUCAAUGCAACGCAUUCAAAUAACCGAAAAACCCGAAAAUAAUUUCCAUGUCAAAAUGUUCAUUUUACCGCCCACUUAUGAAAUGAAAUUACUUGAUAAUGGCACAAUAAUGAUCAAUCGUUUGCCCUCUCUGCUAAUUGAAGUGGUCAGCCAUGAUUUUCGAAUGACCGAUGAUGUCAAGUCGAUGGAAUUGGCAGAUAUCAAUCCAAUUCAAAUUUUUAAAGUCGAGGGGCAGCUUUUGGGAUCUGUUCAGCAUAUGAUUCAAUUGACCGACAAUUCAGAUGAAUAUGAAUAUGAAAGCGAUCAUGAAUACGAAUAUGACUAUGAAUAUGAUAAUGAAGUUGAUGAUAUGCAUUAUCAAAUGGACACAAGUUUAAGUUCGAUAUCAACAGAACUAUUCACCAUCGAGGAAUUAGACGAGGAGAAUGAGGGAGAGGAUGAAGAUGAAGAUAAUGAUAACAAUUUUCAACUAUUUUUCCCAUUGGCAGCACAAUCAAAAUUAUCCCUUAUCCAGCACAGCGAAUAUGAAGACCAUAAUGAAGAUGAGGAUGAUAGGCAGGGUCAUUCAACCAAUCAGCAGACACCGCGAAUGCAUCGUCCUUGCAAUAAUCUUCCCAUAUGGGGUCGCUUAAACUACUGGAUGCGUAAGGCACUACUUCGAUUGAUAAUGAUACGCUAAUUAAAUUAUGAAGUCAAUGCAAAAUUAUCAACCAUGUUGAUCGCAGUGUUCAUAAUCUCAGUAAAAAUAAUAAAAAUCAUAAAUAUUAAA
Messenger RNA from Drosophila willistoni, 1426 nucleotides. RefSeq lists its product as uncharacterized. The record is from RefSeq and is a predicted model, not a curated record. The transcript is spliced from 2 exons. The coding region runs from base 368 to 1336 and encodes 322 amino acids. Lineage: Eukaryota; Metazoa; Arthropoda; Insecta; Diptera; Drosophilidae.